Messenger RNA from Xyrauchen texanus (razorback sucker), 4076 nucleotides. Its product is annotated as E3 ubiquitin-protein ligase DTX4-like. Lineage: Eukaryota; Metazoa; Chordata; Actinopteri; Cypriniformes; Catostomidae. The record is from RefSeq and is a predicted model, not a curated record. Gene Ontology annotation, molecular function: zinc ion binding; ubiquitin protein ligase activity. The transcript is spliced from 9 exons. The coding region runs from base 322 to 2439 and encodes 705 amino acids. Gene Ontology annotation, biological process: protein ubiquitination; Notch signaling pathway. Gene Ontology annotation, cellular component: nucleoplasm.
CAAUCGAAGAGUCCUGCAAAAAUGUCACAUUCUUUACUUGAAAAAUAAUAACGUUUAAAUGUCUUCACGUAGCACUAGGCAAAAUGAGUCCUGCCAUUUUAAGAGCUCUUUAACAGCGCCCUGCGUCGACAGUGGAUUUUAAAGCAAAAUAAUGCAAUAAUUCCAUUUGCAUUUUCCUCUGAGAGAAAAAAAAAUCUAGGACUAUUGUUAUAUUGCACGGAUACUUUUGCUAGUUAAGAUGGAUUAUCCUAAGGAAUCACCUUCGUCUUUUACGGUUUGAAUGCAAACGAGUAAACACGACAGAUCUCUUACUGGUAUGAGAUGUUGCUAGCCUCGGCCGUGGUCGUCUGGGAAUGGCUGAACGAGCACGGGCGCUGGCGACCCUACAGCCCAGCGGUGUCACAUCAUAUCGAGGCGGUGAUCCGCAGCGACCCUCGCGGAGUCGGGAGCGUGGUGCUGGGCCAGGUCGACUCACGUCUAUCGCCGUACAUCAUUGACCUGCAGUCUUUGCACCAGUUUCGGCAAGAUACCGGUACACUUAGGCCCGUGCGGCGAAGUUUCUACGACCCACGGUCAGCACCGGGACAGGGUUGGGUGUGGGAAUGGGAGAAUGACUCAGGCUCAUGGACUCCAUAUGACACAGAGGUAAGCAUCGCGAUCCAAGUGGCUCGUGAUCGGCAACAGCCCUGGAUAGACUUAACACCACUGGGCUUCUGCUACCUCAUAGACUUGCAAGGAAUGACGCAGAUCAAUGGGCAGACACAGCGGCGCAGACGAAUCCAGAGACGCUCGGAUCUGGCCUAUCCGCUCGUCUCUGGCCCUCUGCCAAAGCCCCAUGCGUGGUCUUCUGCUGGAAGUGGUGGACUCCUGGGAGUUGGUGUAUCUGGGGUUAGUGGAGGGAAUGGCAGUGCCUAUCCAAGUGGAGCUCUCCCGGCUUCUGCAAUUACAUCAUUGGGUCAACCAUGUUCCUGCCAACAGUGUAUGCUAGUCUUGGGUGUCAAGACCCCUAGUAUGGCACAAACUCUUGGGCGGAAGCCACCGCCGGCACCCAAACCACCAAGCCCCAAAGUGGCAUCAAGGGGACACUCUUACUCGCUCACACUCCCUCACCCUCCUUCCCUUUCCAGAGUACUUUCCCCACACAGGAACUCCACCUCGGGUGCCAUUGGAGGCUUUGGUCACUCCCUGUCUUUCCUGGGCUCAGCCACUGCUGCCCUGUCAAUAUCUUCCAACCGUCCUCCUCCACCUGCUGUACCGCCACCCCUACCUCCUUCCACCACACCCCACACUACUAUUUCCACACCCAACCCAAGUGUGCUUACACCCUCCAACACCCUUAUAUCUACAGUGACCACCUGCGCUCCCACACCCUCUGCUCGUGUUCUGGGUCCCGUCUCGACAGCAUCAGCAGCAUGUGCCGCCCCACUGCCACCUCGCAGCAGUCUGGCUGGCCUUAGCCGCCCUGCCCUGCAAAGAAUUGCCAUGGCACAGUCUCGGGCACUGAUUGCUUCAGGUGUCCCAACUGUCCCAGUGAAGAACUUGAAUGGAUCCAGUCCUGUCCACCCGGCUUUGGCAGGUAUCACUGGUAUUCUAAUGAGCGCCGCUGGACUCCCGGUCUGCUUGACCCGCCCACCCAAACUUGUGCUCCACCCUCCACCUGUCAGCAAGAGUGACAUCAAACCUGUGCCCGGCCUCGGCCACUGCUGUCGCAAGACCACAAAGAAGCAGGCUCGCAAAGGUAGAACUUCAGAGGAAGUGGUUAGAAGAUAUCUCCAGAAGGUCCGCAACCCACCUGAGGAGGAUUGUACUAUCUGUAUGGAGUCUCUCUGUGGCCCCUCUGGCUAUAAAGGCCCGGGUGUUGGUGGAAUUUCUCGGGCAGAGUCAGUUGGUCGUCUGUCUCAGUGUGGACAUCAGUACCACCUGCAAUGCCUGGUGGCCAUGUACAACAAUGGCAACAAGGAUGGCAGCCUCCAGUGCCCCACCUGCAAGACAAUCUAUGGUGUUAAAACAGGAAACCAGCCACCUGGCAAGAUGGAGUACCACGUCAUUCCUCACUCGCUUCCUGGCCACCCCGACUGCAAAACCAUCCGGCUUAUCUACAACAUCCCCCCUGGCAUUCAGGGUCCUGAGCAUCCCAACCCCGGAAAGCCCUUUACAGCACGUGGAUUCCCAAGACACUGCUACCUCCCUGACAGUGAGAAAGGCCGCCUAGUGCUGAAGCUCUUGCUGGUUGCAUGGGACCGCCGGCUGAUCUUCUCUGUGGGCACAUCCAGCACUACAGGUGAGACGGAUACAGUCAUUUGGAACGAGGUGCAUCACAAGACUGAAUUCGGCUCCAACCUGACCGGCCACGGUUACCCCGACUCCGGUCACCUCGACAAUGUCUUGGAGGAGUUGAGGGCGCAAGGCAUCACAGAGGAAGAGUGUAUGAGGGACUGAGGGAGGUGUUCAUCCACAAUGACUGAAUGUUUUGUGUUAGUGUUGCCAAAUCUGAAUUCAAUUCCCAGCUAUUGUUUCUCAGAAUCCUGAGUCACUUGUAAAAUGAAACAUUUUGAUGUUUAAAGACUUCGAAAUGUUGCAUUGCUCAUUCUUUUUAGUGGUUUCUGCCCUCUUGCUGCUGAAGACAACUGUCAGAAGUAGGAUCUAAGCUGCAAGUGCUGUAAUAAACACAAAAAUAUUGCACUGUGUGGAGGUCAGCACCCUUCCCACAAAAAAAUAGAUUUGGUGCAAUUUUGUGGACUGCAGACAUAGAUGAAAUCUGAAUGGCUCAGUGUCUGUUCAACCAUUUAAUGUAUUUUCGUUUUGUGAAGGAUACGCAAAACAAAGGUACUUCUGUGCAUGUAGUUGUAUCAUUUGGGCGCAGAGAGUUUUAUGUCCUUGGUAUAACCAAGGUCUCCACUUGUCACUAACAUUGAAACUCCAAUUGCAGUUUUAGAUGAUGGAAACGUGAAUGUUUACUGCCCCAUAGUGGCACUUGUUAACAUAUACAUUCCAGUAAUAACCAUGGAAUUUAUUUGAUGACAUAGUUUUCAAAAAUGUCUACAGUAUUUACAUUAACCACUUAUAUUUGUACUUAUUUUAUCGAAACUUGCGUUAUUUUAUAUAGCUGAAAUGAGAAUCCUAUAUUGUCAUUCAUUUUGGGAUAGAAACAAAUCUUUGUCUCUGUCCAGGACUGAUGAUAAUCCAGUUAAGAGACAUUCGACUCCAACUGCUUAGUUCAUUAAUCAGUAUUAUAGAAAUGUUGAGCCAAAGUGAGACUGUCUGCCAACGGAUAAACACACACAAAUGAUUCCUUUCCAUUUUUAGCCUCUCAUAGACUUAUGUUCUCAAAAUUCGAACAUAUUAACACAUUUUAUUUGUGAUUAGAUUUGCUGUCAGAGACAGAACCACAUAUGGCAUCAUCAGUUUAGGACAAAAGGAGAAUAUAAGGUUUAGUAUCUCUAGUUGAAGGUGUCAGCCUUUUAAAUGGUUAAUAAGAGUGACUAACUUACCCUGCUGGGUUUAAAAUCUAUCUGUUAGAGUGGAUAAACUAUCUCUGGUUGCCUUUCUGGUCAGUCCUUGGUAGGUCUAUAAUGGACCUGUUUACAAAGCUAUUGACGAGACUACUGCAUGUGUGUACAUGCAAAUGUGUAAGCUUACAUUUAUAGUUGAUGUGCUGUAUGUAUGUGUUUUAUGUACACAAUUAUUUUUGUUUUCCCUGCAUCCAAAAGCAUGUUGUGGAAGUAAAUAAGUAUUUUUUUUUUUUCCUUGUAUCAUUUUUAUAAUAUUAUUUUAAUUGAUUUAACUUUUUUUUUCUUAUAAGCUAUUAGUUUAUUUUUUUUUUAAUUUUUUUUUUCGGCUGUGAAAUUUUACUCCCAUUUAUUGCACUUGUACGGUUUGAUUUAUUGUCCAGCCAGGUUUAUUACGAUGGUUGCUAUGGAAACAACAGUGAAAAUGGCAUUUCUGCCAAGAAGAAAACUGUGAAGAUAGACAGGGAAUGAAGCUAGGAGAACUGAUGUUGCUGUAUAAUAUAAAAUGUACAAAACAACUCUUGCAUAUUAAAUAGCUACUGAAAUACAGAAUAAAUAUUAAAAGUA